Molecule: messenger RNA, 1372 nt
Organism: Drosophila simulans
Lineage: Eukaryota; Metazoa; Arthropoda; Insecta; Diptera; Drosophilidae
Gene: TBC1d7
Product: TBC1 domain family member 7
Exons: 3
Coding region: 65-982 (305 amino acids)
Biological process (GO): negative regulation of TOR signaling; activation of GTPase activity
Molecular function (GO): GTPase activator activity
Source: RefSeq, a predicted model, not a curated record
GCUAGUUAUUCUUCGCGGUGGGUUUGCCAUCCCUAUUGUUUGGAUAAUAAACGCAAAAAUUACCAUGAAUACUGACGAGCGAAACUUCAGGUCCAUCUACUAUGAAAAAUGCCAAAUAAACAGCGUCGAGGAACAAAAGUCGCUGAACAAACUACUACAGGAUGACAUCCGCAACCUGAGCAAGCUGAAGCAGUUCUGCAUGAACUACACAGUGCCGAACAACAAUAGGAGCUAUCUGUGGGCCCUGGUCAUGGGCAUUCUCCCGCUCCACAAAGCGUCCACGGCGUACGUACGCGACCAGAGACGCGAAAUGUACGAGGAUCUGAGGCGAGCGGUAACCGUGCUCCGGCUUAACGACAAUAAGCAGAAGGACCCCUUCAUGUGGCUGAUAGACCAUAAGAAGAAGGCGCAGGUCAUGCACACCAUGUGGCUGAUAGAGUCCAAUCGACUGUGGCAUGGCAAUACUAGUGCCAGUCUCCAGGCGGACGACAUGCACUUCAUAGAGAUUGUGCGCACAUUGCUGCAAAUAUUCGACGACAACGUGGAAACCUACUGGAUAGCAAAGGGAUUCUACAAGUACACUCGCGAACUGAAGAAGGAGUGCGUCAAGCUGAAGGAGCAAACGCAGAAUAUGCUGAAGCGCGAAGAUUUGUCCUUGCUCAAUCACCUGGAGCUUCUGGGCCUGUUUGAUGGCAACUCAACGCUACUGGAUAACUGGUACAUAACCUGCUUUGCUGGAAUAAUUUGUACAACUCAUUUGGUCAAGAUAUGGGACAAAGUCUGUGGAGGGUCCCGGAAGAUUGUUGUUUUCCUGUUUGUAGAACUAGUUAAAGACAUAAGGUCAUCGAUACUAAAGCAAACAUCUUUAGCAGACGUCAAAAGACUUAUAGAAACGGUAAAGGAUCUCGACGGUGUUAUUAUCGUAAACAAGGCCAUCAAAUCGCUACAAAACAACAGCAGCGAAGUCGAGUACACGCACUAAGUAAAUCUACACUUUUAUAUUGGACAUGUAAAUAGCUGAAUGAACUAAAUGUAUUUGAAGACCACGUCCUUUUUAUCGCCCACCGUCUGCAGUUCCAGGGUCACGGGACACUGCAUCCAAUAGGAGAGCAGCUCCUCCGUGUAACCAAUAAGGAAGUACAUUUUUCGCGGGGUGAUCGCCUGCCGAAUAAGGGCCGCAAUCCUAAUAGUGUUGUGCUGCCGCUUGAUGAUGAUCUCGGAGCAGACGAGGGCAUGCCAUGUGCCGGUGACAAACUUGCGGAUGAACACAUCCUCUAUGGCGGUCUGGGACGGACGCAGGGCAUCCUUUAUUGUUGCUAAGAUAGAGGGGUGCCAUCAAAAUGCUUCCUUAAUAAACUUUUCUUACAACUUA